Molecule: messenger RNA, 2798 nt
Organism: Pseudogymnoascus verrucosus
Lineage: Eukaryota; Fungi; Ascomycota; Leotiomycetes; Thelebolales; Thelebolaceae
Exons: 2
Coding region: 740-2644 (634 amino acids)
Source: RefSeq, a predicted model, not a curated record
CCAUUGAUGGUACUACAUACAACCACAUCCACAGCAUCUACCCCCAUACAAGACUGUUUUGGAGAACAAGAGACUCAAACUCCCACUCGCACAUCUACACCUUUAGAGUUUCACACCCCAUAGACUCUAGUCGUACGAAUCCUAUAUUUCAUCUUCCUUCUUCCAGAUCAACACACUCCAAGUCUCAGUUCAGUAGAACCUCGAAUACAACUUCAUUCACUCACCCUAUCGCAAUAUAUACCAGCCACCACGACCUCUACAUUUCCGCGACUCUGUUUCCUACCCCAAUCCAAUCCCGACGACUUCAGACAAACUCUCCACUGCCUGGUACAGCUUGAGCUCUAGAUCAACCUUCCUUUCCACCUCCGCGUGCACGAACUUCUGGCGUUGGCCGCCUGUUAUACACUCGAAGUAUCGAAGUAGAGAGUGACCAUCGAACAACUACAGACCACAUCGACCAACCUUCAUCGUUCAUAUUGUGACUUGCGCGCGAACUGGCGCCACUGGACACACUUGCCUUGCUGAUCGACGAAUAAUUUAAUAUCACCGAACCUGCAGGCCGCCGGUGGCGAUCGGUUAUAUCCUACCCAUGAGCUGGGGCGAAAGAAAGGGAGCACAAGAGACCGCCGGGCCUGGGUCAGAGUGACUGGGUCUUUAAGGUCCAUGGUAGACCAUUCAUGCUUAGAACUGGAAGUUGUACGAAAUACACUGCUCUUGCGUUAAAUAUUACGCUAUAGGAAUGGACGGGCAUUUCUCGCCGACAAAGGAAAGCCUAUACCAUUUGGAAAUGGAUGUAAAGCAUGUUCAUGCGGUUCAGAUCAACCACGCAGAUCGCAUACUCCGACUCGAGAGAAGACAGGCAGAUGAUGCGGCGCUCAAGUCUGUCUGGAACCCUCCAUUUCCAGGUGUACUAGGCACUCCCCAGCAAGGUCCGGUACAUUCAUCUCAGUCUCAGGUUUUUGAUGACUUCGAUGACGAACAUGGGCAAUCAUUGCUGGGAAGCCUGCGUCUGGAUGCGGAAGAAGAGCCAGUGCGGCGCGGCGCAUCACGGGCGAACAGCGUACGUUUUGAUGUCAGUGCCACCCAAGGAUCAAGCUGGGCUCAAUCAUCUCGCACAUCAGGCGACUUCGGCCCUACUCGCCCAAAUAGUGGCUUUGGUAGUCAUCCUAUGGAGAGGACACUCUCGCAUAAGUCGGAUGGAAGACAUAGCUCCGCAGGCCAUUCCGUUCGUUCCAUGUACUCGGCGCCAUCAGGCCGUACUAGCAGCCUCGGUCUUGAUACUAACUUUGUGAUUGGAGGCCAAGAUGACCCAUCGCCUUUAGAGAUCCCAGAGCCGCCUCCAGGUCUCUUCAUACUGGGCAACGUCCCUUGCAUUAUACGAUGCUGGCUGAACGAAACUUUCUCUCAUGACACCUUACUCUAUGCCGAUGUAUGCACCGGUUCUCAUAAAUCAACAUUGGAGUAUACCCUCGUUAAAAAGCUUGGUUAUGUGGACCGCAUCCAACAAAACUCCAAAGGACUCCCUAUCAUCACCCUACCCGUUUACCUUCCCGAGGCUGUUAUAACACAGUCUUCAUCUCGAGCCAAUAGCCCUGCUCCACAACUGCCUGCGUUGACAGUCAACUUUGAGGUUACCGGCAUUCACCAGCGUUCCACAUCACGGCGACCAAAAGCCAUACACAUUUUCAUUGGGAGUGAUACCUUGAGGGCACAUAGUGCUGACCUUCUCCUCUCCCAGAAUACCAUGACACUCUACGGAGAUAGCCGUGAGAAACUCUCAGUACCAUUUGUACGACCAGAGGAUGACAAUGUCUUCAAAAACAUCUGCACUAUGAACAAUCCGCCCGAGGCCGUCGAGCUUAAGGGAGCCGCUCUUCCGUUCACCCCUGCUGGUAAACCAAGCAAACCUGCACUCUCAUCUGGGCGCGAUGAGAACGAAGGAGGGAAUGAAGCACCGAGCGAGACUUUGCAGUCUGGUGAUCCAAAUGUGAUACCAUUGUCCCCGAGACCCCCGCGCCAUGAGUAUGAGGACGGAAAACACGUAUCGGAUCUGCGAAAUGGGUUUCAUCCAAGCCUAGAACCUGCGUCCGCUGACAAUAACCCUGAGACGGCCGAAUCUAAGCCGACUGCAGGUGGCACCCAUGCCGAAGGCCUAACUAACAGCAAGCAAGAUGCCAAGUUAGCAACGAACAAGGAAAGUGAAACCCGAGAAGACGUUGGGGCUAAAUGGGGCUCCUGGCGAAAUGGUGGGCUACCAAAGAGUGAUGGCGAGCUGCAAAAAGAGACUGUAUCCGCAAGUGGCUACAACAAACCCGGCCGCGGCAACAGAAGCAUGAAGGUGCUGAAGCCAUCAAAGGGGCUUCAGAACGGCCGUUCUACUUCUGGAGCACGUCAUGUCUAUGAGCCCCCGCCGAGCAGUCCGUUGGAAGACGAUCCGUCCAGACGCAAGAGCCAGGCUAGUCUUACCGAUAGCAAUGCGUCCUCGCGCUGGGAAUCUAAAAAAACGGCAGCUGAGGAAAAGGCCCACAAGGAGGCGUGGCCUGUUACCGGUGCUCGUCGGCCCUCAAACCCGAUCGGUGGUGCUUCAGCGUUUGGCUGGAUGAAGGCUUCAAAUACGAAGGCAGAUCUUACGACGACUGAGUAGGUAGAUCUGGGUGAUUUGAUACCGAUAUAUCUAGCAAUACCCGGAGGGCUGGAUGUAAGGGGAUAAUCUUACGAUGCCCUAGUAGAUGAAUCAGAAUACUAUUAAUGCCAUGACAUCUUACUACUGAACUUCCUUGAGAGUCGUGAGCCUUUUG